Saccostrea cuccullata (small rock oyster) is the source of this 1287-nucleotide messenger RNA. Its product is annotated as tumor suppressor candidate 3-like. The record is from RefSeq and is a predicted model, not a curated record. Lineage: Eukaryota; Metazoa; Mollusca; Bivalvia; Ostreida; Ostreidae. The transcript is spliced from 11 exons. Bases 57 to 1049 code for a protein of 330 amino acids. Gene Ontology annotation, cellular component: oligosaccharyltransferase complex.
GAAAAGGCGAGAACCAAUUAAAUGUCUUCUUUAAUCCACGUACCUGCAGACGAAACAUGGCGGCUGUCAAGACUUUCUUCCUCGUCUUUGCAAUAUUGUUUGCCAUUGUAGGUGUUCUGCAUGGUGCCAUUAAAAAGAAAGAGGAUACACUUGGAGAAAAAGUUAGUCAACUGACAGAAUGGAACAAUAAAAAAGCUGUCAUCCGACUGAAUGGUGAUAAAUUCAGACAAUAUGUGAAGUCACCUCCCAGAAAUUACUCAGUAGUGGUCAUGUUGACUGCCUUACAGCCUCAGAGACAGUGUUCUGUGUGCAAACAAGCCAACGAUGAGUACACCAUUCUGGCCAAUUCCUGGAGGUACUAUCAGCAGUAUUCUAACAAAUUGUUCUUUGCUAUGGUGGACUAUGAUGAGGGAUCAGAUGUUUUCUCCUCAAUGAAACUUAACACUGCUCCAGUGUUCAUGCAUUUUCCAGCCAAAGGAAAACCUAAGAAAGGAGACACCAUGGAUAUUCACAGAGUUGGAUUUGCUGCUGAGCAGAUUGCAAAAUGGGUUGCAGAGAGAACAGACAUAAAUAUUCGUGUAUUCCGCCCUCCUAAUUACUCUGGGACUCUGGCUCUGGCACUCUUGUUUGCUCUGAUCGGAGGACUUCUAUACUUAAAGAGAAACAACCUAGAAUUCCUGUACAACAAAACAGUAUGGGGAGUUCUAUCACUGUUUGUAAUUUUUGUCAUGACUUCGGGUCAGAUGUGGAACCACAUUAGAGGACCACCAGUGAUGCACAAAAACCCAUCUACAGGACAAAUUAAUUACAUUCAUGGCAGCAGCCAGGGGCAGUUUAUAGCAGAAACUUACAUAGUGUUUUUCUUAAAUGCAGCAGUGGUAGGGGGCAUAGUUCUACUCAAUGAAGCUAAUUCUGUCAAAGGAGACCCCGGCAAGAAAAGAAUUUUAUCCAUGGUAGGGCUGGGAUUAGUGGCAAUCUUUUUCAGUCUCCUCUUAUCUGUGUUCCGAUCCAAGUAUCAAGGUUACCCAUACAGUUUCUUAUUCAAGUAGAGAAGAUGAUCGGUGAUUGAGACCGUAUGUUUUGUUUUAUGGAUCCCAAAUUUCAUGUGUCGUCAUGGUGGAAAUUAGAUGUUGUAGAUUGUUUUAUUGGGAUGAAUGUUACUUGAAAUUAUGUGAAUGUACUAUAUUUGUAAAGUGAAUGUGCUGUACAAAAUUGUAAAGUUGUAAUAAAGAUACAAUUUGUUUUAUUUUGACCAAAUAGCUGCCAUAUUCAUGUGAGAGAGAGAGA